AAAAUUAGUUUAAAUUAGCCGGUUAGGGUAGUAUAGCUAUGCGGCCUAUGGCCUACAGUUUUUAGGCUAGAUCUAGAUUUCUCUACUGCUAAAUCUGUAAGUAGGCAUCAGCCUAGCUAGAUCUACUGAAAAGUGCUUUCUCUGUUAAAAUAUAAGCUGUUUUUUACAAAAUUAAAUUAGGCGUAGGGCUACAUUUGACUAAACUAAACUUAUUAAAACUACCCUCGAUUUGGGGUAAUCUCUUGUUAAUUGUUAUGGUGACGGUUAUUAUUCUGGAAUGGUUUAGUAGUAAAAAUGUAAAAAAAACAGUAGCACAAUGGCUCACCAUCAGUCACACCUUUCCGGGAUCCACUGUCUUAGUCAUGUUAUUUAGUGACUGCUGAAAUCAUGGAUGAAAGAUCUUACAGCAGUCUGAGUAGACAUGGCUUAGGAUCAAGCUAUUCGUAUUUGGAUGGAGUUCCAUUUAAGAUUAGCACAAAUUUUAGGCUAAAUCCAGAGGUGGUUACACAGCCUGAACUAAUUCAACCAAUCAGAACAUUUACUGAAGAAUAUACAUUUGAAACUGAAGAAGGAGUUUUGGCAUGGGCCAAGGCAAGAGAAGAAGCAAUAAAACAGGCAGAAUUAGAAAUAGCAGAAAAACAAAAGCUACAAGCUGCUGAAAGAGAAAAACUAGCAUCUGCACAAGACGCUCAACAAGACACGAGUGUAGAAGAAAAUGGCCAAAACAUGUAUGAUGUACCAAUCAAUCAAGUGGCGCUACCUGAAAAACAUUCUCUUCAGCCUAAAGCUUCAGUUGAAUUACCUAAACCCACUGUAGGGAUUAAGUCUGCUUCUGAGCCAGGGAUGAUCUUAAAGCCAACACCAAUACAUUCAUCUGUGUCUAAAAAGUCAGACUCCCCAGAUACCAACCAGAUAGAUGUAUCUAUGUUUGAGUCUGAAGCUGACCCGUUUGAUAAUCUAGAGCUGCAGACCAUCAAUGAAAUGGAGGAAUUGAAAGUUGUCUUGGAUUCAUCUUCAAAAUGUACUCCAGCCAAUGGUGAGAGCCUUGCAGCUUAUGGCCAAUCAGCUGUAUCCUUGCCUCACUUACCUCAACCAAUACAAGACGCUGACACAUCCAACAAUGGCUUUUAUGACACUGCCACUGUGGUACCUGAAGAUUCAAACUGGGCAGAUUUUUCUGAAGAUAGAUACGAAAAUUUAGAAGAGGAUGGUACAAUUUCAGAAAAUACUGACAAUAAUUUUGAAAACAAUUUUGUAAAUUUAAAUCCUGCUGUGGAAACAACUGAAGAUGAGUAUGUUGAGAUCAACAAUCAGGCUGUCCUCUUCCAAAACAAUUCUGGUGUUAUAAAAUCUCCAAGUCCAACAGGCUGGGGGCAAGCUAACCCAGCGUUGGCUGUAAAACCAGCAUCUAACUUAGCCAACAGUAAAAUUUACAAACCUGUGCUGCCCCCUAUAAACAAACCAGAUGGUGUUGCUGAAACAAACCCUUUUAAAACAAACAAUCCAUUCCUUCCAUCAGUUGAAGGAAGCAAUCCAUUCCUACCAAAUACUCUACAUAAUUCAGACCCUAGCAGCUCAUUAGACAAACAGGGAAAGCCUAUUCCACCACCCAUUUCCAAGAAGCCAAUUCUGCGUAACAGGCAAUCAGGUUCUGGAGCGAGAAUGUGGUCAUCUGUAGACCCAUCUAUGGCUUCAUCUUUUGAUGAGAGCAGCCAAAAGCUUGAACAUUUAAAUAAAAACCCUUACAGUAGGCAUAGUUUGUCAAGCACAGAUCUACAGUCCACACGAAGUAGUUCGGAGGAAUUGAGGACAUCACCUGUUUUAAAUUCUUUACCUGCCUUGUCAAAUAAUGUUGUACUUCAGCCCUUAAACAAACACAGACCUCUUCCACCUCCACCAUCUCCGAAACCCAAACUUUCAUAUAACACAAGCCAGCCCCAGGCUGUUAAAGAGAUUGGAUUGGGUGAUCCUUAUCACAGUCUUUCAAGAGAGGCCCAAAUCUUCACAGAUAAUCUUACGUCUAUGGGUUUUCUAAGGGCCAGAGUCGCCCGUGCUGUGGAGAAGUUUGGUCAGGAUGAACGGGAGGUACUUGACCAUCUGCUUGCAGUAGAUCAACUUGUUGAAAAAAAAUAUGCCCCUGUCAUUGUGGAAUCUGCCUUACAUAAAUUAAAGAACAACACAGAAAAGGUGGAAAAGUUUCUUGAAAUGUAUAGCCAGUUUGCUGAGCUGGGUUUCAAAAGUGAAAAAAUUUGUGAGGCUUUGUUUGAAACAGAUAUGGAUCACGACAAAUCUCUUGAUAUGUUAACUGCAUAAGCUGAAAUAUUUGAUGUAAUCUCUGGAUGCCCUGAAAUAAGUAACACUGGAUGUGCUAAAACAAUGAGUAAAAUCUUCUGGCAUUAAACAAUGGAUAUUAACCUUGUGGAUUACUUAAACCAGGAAAUAUAAUCCUAUGGAUGACGAAAACUGAGAAGGUGAAAAAUAGUGAGUGUUUAUUCUUUGGAUAUUUUCCAACAGAUUUGUUGAUUUGUCUGUGACAGAGUGCACCUGUUUAUCUCUCUCAAUGUUGUUCAAACAGUGAAUUGCUAGUCAGUUUUGUAUCAGUUAUCAGAAUUAGAUUUUAAAUGGAUUUUUCAAUAGUAGUAUCAUUCUUUGUAGAACUUACGGUUACUUAAGUAGGAAUGAGGCUGAUAAAUUAAAAUCAGUUUACUGAAUAUUUUUUACUUAUGUCUAGCCAAAUGAUUAUAAUUUCUAUCUGUUUUUUUUUUUAAAAAGGUAUAGAAUGUCAAUUCUUUUUCUAUCUGUAGCUAUAUCUUUGUGUAUAGGAGAAUGUGCGUUAAUGUUUUACUUUUGUUAAAAGAGUAUAAAAUACGUUAACUAAUGUUUAAAGUACUAUGAAAACUUUUUAAAAUUAUUUUAAAAUAUGAAUGUUUUGCAAGAAGCAAAACAUUAUUUUUUUUGUUCAUGUAUUAUUUAUAGAUAAAUGUUGCAAGAAAUUAUUUAAUUAUCUUCAACAUUCUCAAACAUCUCAUCAAGUAUCUUGGUGUCUAUGUGAGCCUUAAUUAAGUGUUGUACAUUAUUACCAGGCUGAAGUUUUCUGUAUGAUUAAUGCUUCAGCUAUUCAUUAAACAUAUUUUUGUUUUGUGGAGGUGUGCCUCUGCUUGUGCCACUGCAUAGCCUGACCAAGCAGUGGAACGGUUGUCUGGUGGUCAUCACAAAAUAUCCAAGGUGUUUUUAUCAACAGCAGAGUUUUCAGUAACCUCACACAUUUUUUUUACAUUAAGUAUAUACCAUACUGUCCAGUAUACAUUUAUCACUAAUUAAAUGUUUAAUUGAUCUAGUCAUGACUUACGUCCAACUAGUGCAUCAUUCUGUGAGUCAAUUUUAAAUUAUACAUUUAUUUGAGAGGAUACAAAAUUUGGUAGAGAAAAUGUUUAUAAUUUUAAUAAAUGCUUACUUUUAUUAAGUAGACUGACUAGCCUCUAGUUUCUCUUUAGAAUGGUGAACCAAUUCUUCUAUUGGUGUUGAUUGUAAGAUUAAGUAAGAGAAGUUGUCCUUUUAUAAAGCUAAUUAAUUCACACCUAUAAACCUUUUUAUCACAUUAGUCGCUAUGGAUAAAAUAUGUUCUUUAAAAAUGUACAUAGAUAUCCAAUUAUACUUUUUGCUUAAAAGUGUGAAAAAAUGCUUCAAUAACACCAGCAAUACUUUGAUCCCAUUUUCUCAAUGUGGCUACCAUGUACAGCUCAGCCGGGAUGUAUGUUGCUAUGACAACCUGUGUGUGUACAUAACUGGCCAGUCAGCUCCCUGAUAUAAGAUCUGAAACCUCUAACUGGUCAAUUUUUAUCCUGCUACAAUACUCAUUCAUGUAUAAGAAUCAAGGUUUGUCUCCUGCUGGAAACACUGCAUACUUCACAUGGAGUUGCUCUGUGGUUAAAUAGUUUAGCAUAGGUUCACUACUACUCACAAAACCUUGACUGACAAACUCUUCCACAAUUCCUUCAUAGUUCCUUAGAAACAGGUGAACAUUUUCCAAAAGCCUUCAAAUUGUCAGGUAAAUCUUGAUUUAUUUUUUAUUUUUUUAAUUUAAAAUCUUGUUUAUGAGUUAGGGAAAAAUUAAACAUAAAUAAUUUUAAUAGACAUUAAUUUAAAUAAUAAUAUGACAAUGAUUUAAUUAAAGUUAAAGUGAUAUAAUUAAUAAAUUAGACCUUAUAUUAUCCAUGUUUAAAUACUGAACAUUACCAUAUUGCAAAUAACAAAGUGUAUUAGUAUUAGCGGUGCUGUAAGUGUAAUGUAUGUAAGAGCCUGACCGUUUCCUUGUGAAUUUCUUCUAAUAAGACCAAAAAUCACCUUGUAACUAGCUUUGAAAUCCAAUAACAUGUUGAAUGUAUUAAUAACAUCAGCUAAUUAAUUAAUUGUUGUUGGAUACAAAAAUUCUCUGUUACAUAACUGUGUUAAGUUUUUAAUUGAUGAAAACUAUAAAACUGUAUAAUUCAAGCGAAUAUCAAGCCUGAUUGUUUCAAUUUAAUUUAAUCAUGGCACUUCUUUCAACGAUGGUAUUAUGUACAAAACUGAUGACAGUAUUCACUGUGCUGUAGUGUGGGCUAGGUUUUGCAUUGUUGUAUCAUAGACUACUUCCCACCAUGAUUUGAUAUUCCUGUUUUAAGGCUGUGAUUGUUCCAAGACUUGUUUACAUUUGAAUGUUUAGACAUUGAUGAUAGUCACUAAGAAGUUUAACAUAAUAUAGUCACAGACCCUUUUAAUUUUUAUUCCAUGUAGAAGGUGAUUUAUAUUUUGUUUUUUUAAUUACUGAAAGUGAUUUGAUUAUUAACACUUUCAUAAUUAUCAAACAUUAACUUAGAUACAAAGGUGUUGGUUAAAGUAUAAUUUUUCAUGUCACAUCUUUAACAAGUUAAUAAAAUCAAUGUCUUUUACAAAUUUCUAUAUGCUUUAUUUUUAACUCCAUGGUCUUUUGUUCUACUUAAAGAAUGCUACAUGUUGUAUUUUUUAUUGUAUAAUUAAUAUGUUUGUAUAUUAUAUAUUUCUGAAUUAUUGUAAAAAAAAACAUGGCUUUAAUAUAUUUAUCAAUUGUUUUUUUUUUGGUUUUUUUUUUUUGCAUUGGUGUGAAAUAAAAAUUGAAUAGUAAAUGUAUAAUUGACCUCAGAAUCAUAUGUAUGUUUUAUUACCCUGACAAGAAUCACAUCUGGGGCUAAACUUUUUUCAUUUCCUUUAUGUAAUUGAAUUUAUUUAGUAACCAUAACAAAGGUGGAAUAUGAGCUAAUCAGCACACACAAAAUGGUGAGCAGAAAGUACAAAUGUUGAUGGGAUCUGCCAAUGUCACUACUUACUUUGUUAAAAUUGCAUUACCUGGUUUCAGUCACAAAUCUGUAUUUAUUAAUCAUACAUAUUAGUUUUUUAUCAUUUCUACCUUUUGAUUGCAUUUAUAGACCCUUUCCCUCCUCUCUAAAAAGAACUACCACAAGGCUCAACUUUGUUGUAGGUAUCCACUUAGUAAGUGGAUCUUCAAACUACUAUUUUUAUGUUAGGACUGAAACUGAUUUAGUACUUUAGUUUGCAUUGACUACUUUAUUAAUUUUUCUUUUCCUUGGUUUCACUUUAAAGUUCAAGGCUAUGUUCAGAUUAAAUAUCUCUGAUAUAUUUUAGGAUUAGGGCAAAGGUUUUGUUUGUAUCAGGUGUCUCCGUCAGUUAUUAAUUGAAUGGGUUGGGCAAGCAGUAAAGGUCACAAUUGCUAAGCCAAAAGUCACAAGUUUGGUUCCCGGGUUUCAUUUGAAGUA
This is a messenger RNA of Physella acuta, 5789 nucleotides long. RefSeq names its product ubiquitin-associated protein 1. Gene Ontology annotation, biological process: ubiquitin-dependent protein catabolic process via the multivesicular body sorting pathway. Lineage: Eukaryota; Metazoa; Mollusca; Gastropoda; Physidae. Gene Ontology annotation, molecular function: ubiquitin binding. Gene Ontology annotation, cellular component: ESCRT I complex. The record is from RefSeq and is a predicted model, not a curated record.